Messenger RNA from Lotus japonicus, 1077 nucleotides. RefSeq lists its product as uncharacterized. Lineage: Eukaryota; Viridiplantae; Streptophyta; Magnoliopsida; Fabales; Fabaceae. Gene Ontology annotation, molecular function: zinc ion binding; nucleic acid binding. Bases 1 to 1077 code for a protein of 358 amino acids. The record is from RefSeq and is a predicted model, not a curated record. The transcript has a single exon.
AUGCCGCCGAGACAGGACCCAACCAAUGGACAGCUUGCUCAAGCAAUGGCACAGCUGGCACAAGUGGUUUCCCAGCAAGUUGCCGCUGCACAGACCGCAGCACAAACCCAGAGGGAAGUUGAUGAAAAUGCCAAGAGAGUUGAGGAAGAUGCUAGAAGGGCACAAAGGGCUGAGAGGGAACUGGCGCAAGAUCAGGUCAGGAUGAGAACUAAUUUCAAUCGUCACGGACCACCUAGGUUCGAAGGCGAGUUUGAACCGGAGAAGGCUGAUCUAUGGAUCCAAGAGAUGGAAAAGAUUUUUGAGACCCUCCGUACCCCAGAUGCUGAAAAGGUGAAUUUUGCCGCCUUUAUGCUGAAGGGCGACGCUGAGUAUUGGUGGAGAAGCGCUAAGCAGUUGAUGACUGCAAAUCAUAAGGCUAUCACCUGGGAGUCUUUCAAGCAGGCUUUCAUGGACAAGUAUUUUCCCGAGACCGCUAGAGAGGAACUGGUUCUCCAGUUCCUCAGGCUGAGACAGGGGACGAUGACUGUCGGGGAGUAUGCAGCCAAGCUGGAGGCUUUAUCCAAGCACUUUCGUUUCUUUCAAGUGCGGGUGGAUGAGGCCUACCUUUGCAACAGGUUUCUGAGGGGUUUGAGGAACGAGAUCGAGAAGUCUGUCAGGCUGGUGGGGAUCAGGGUUUAUCAACAGGUGGUUGAGAAAGCCCGGGAAGUAGAGUCGAUGGAGAACAGACAGAGGGGUCGAUCCGAUAGCGGGGGGCCAAUCAGGACAAGCCAUCAAGAUCAUGCAGGACAUAGAAAAGGGAAACCUUACGAUUACCAGCAAGGCAACAAUCGAGUUACGGGCCAGAACACACCAAAUGGUGCAACCUAUGAAGGUCAGAGUAACCAAGCCCAAGGUAAGGAGGUGACUUGCUUUAUGUGCGGAAAAGUAGGUCACUACGCUAAUGUCUGCAAGGAAGACCGUAGAGUGUGCUUUAACUGCAAUAAGCCAGGACACAUGGCAAGGGAUUGCAAGGCACCAAAGGUUGAAGCAGGAGCGACCGUGAAUGCUGCAAGAGGAAAGCGUCCGGUUGAACGCUGA